AUGUCAGGCAUCGAGGUCGCUGGUUCCGUUCUGAGUGUUAUCUCAGUACUGGCCAUUACACUGGAAAAGUCCAAGAAGAUUUUUGGUAGCAGUUCCACGUCAAAAGGAAGACAUCUCAGGACCAUGGAGAGGAAAGUUCAAAUCGAGCAGACUUAUUAUCAAAAUAUAGUUGAGUCAUUUCUGAGCAAAGUAGUUGACCUUGACCAAGCGACAGUAAUGCUUGAGACCUCUGACCAUAACAUGUGGAGCGACGUGACAUUAGAUGCUGGUAUCCAGGAUUUCUUUGGACCAGAUGCCGACCACUUCUACGCAUUAUGCCUUGCUCUCAACAAGAGGCUGACCGAUUUCCAACGUGAGCUUAAUCAGAUAUCUGCGAAUCACAGUGGACGAAGCAAACUCCUGAGGUUUAGCAUAAAUCCGAAGAAUCUUGAGCAGCAAUUACGAGACAUUCAAGGAAUUCGUGAACAGUGUUACGACCCAACAGAUGAUUACGUAGACCCCACUAUUAUUCGCCAAUCAUGGCAUCAACCACCCACACUAGCUUGGUCAGACCGAGACUCCAUUCUGACAUUCACACUCUUAUCUACACAAAGCACUGUCGAAACGACAUCCCCACACAGUUGGCGCAAAGCCGCGUUCGCGUUGUGCUCUGUGGCGAGAUCGUUAUAUCAAGACCGUUCGAUAAGAGAGGCGCUAGAUGAAUCGCAGGACUCCCAAAGAGUUCGAUUUAUGCCUUCCAAGGACUACCCACCGACUCCGAUUAACGAGGCAGGCCCUGAAGUGAUUUGGACAAGCACCCCAGAAGAGUUCGGUCACCAUUUCACUGAAACCAGUCGCGAAGCUAUUGUCUGCUACAGAUGUCCACCACCGCUUGAUAGCAUCAUCAGUGUCCAGUUUCGUAUCUCCGAGACAAGACAGAACGUUAGUCUUCCAGAAUUGCUCAAGAUCAAACCAGGAAUGUCAAAAUUUGCCAGAAUCGCCCUUGUUGUUGAGCUCGCUCGAGCUGUCUUUCAAUUCUAUAAAACUGGUUUCUUGCCCAGGGACUUGAAAUCGAGUAGUUUCGCAUUCAUCAGCGACUCUCAAAAAAUUGUCCUGGGCGACUUGAUCCUGUAUGCGGAAGCACCAACCUUUGGAGACGCCGAUAGGUACUACACGAGGGAAAGAAAUGCUGAGAGAUUGUACGGAACCAGUUUCAACCGCGUUUCCAUAAUGCUGGGAAUCAUUCUCGUUGAGGUUUUGCUUGCGCAGGAGAUCUUUCCUGACGAUGAAGAAACCGAUGUUGCAUUGCUUGAAGCACGUCAGAGCGCUCUCGAUCUGAUUGGUACUAUUGCUGUCGAAUGGGGUCAAGUUUGCUCUGAUGCAGUCAGGCAAUGCCUGCUUGGCGUUUGGUCUAUAUCUGACGAAGAACUUGAACAGGCUAUCGAGACUAUUCCCUGGCUGGAUGAAAAACUCUCAAGUGAAGCUCGUGGUCUCGACGAGGUGUUACAGCAACUCGACCAGCUGUCCCAGUCGGUGGUACCAGAAAGUCCCAUUUCAAAAAGAAUUGAGGCCUUGAUUCAAGACUGUCUACGUGGGAUCAUGACUAUACCCCAGAUCUAUAAGCUUGAGGUCGAGGGGCAUAAAGUUUUGAGCCACCAAGGGCUCGAUGAGUUGCAGAUUCAACUCCGUGUGGGCACACUGGAAUUGCUUGAUAUUCUUGCGGGUCUAAAAGUUCCAAGCUCACCAACUCUGACCGCAGGUCAUCCUGCUUCCGAUGUGGAUUCGAUCUUCGACGGGGCCUUCACCUUAAGUUCCCGAACAUCAGUGUCGGGAGGUAAUGAUCUUGAUCUCCAAUAUGUGGACUCAACAGGUCUGGCCAAAGAAAUAAUUCGGAACUUGAGUUCUAUUCUGCGUCCAAAGCCACUUGCUGUGAGCCGACUCGUGGUCAGCGAUGAGGAACUUUCGUCAAACCUGCACCAAAUUCUGGAGGACUAUUGUGCCGAAAUCCAGAGCACGCAUCGACUAGACGCCCCCUUCCCCCAACCAUCGCAGAGUCCCUUUUAUCUUAAGGCUCACUCUAUGGUUCUAAAAGAGAUGGGAUUUAUUAUCCAGCAAUUAAUCCUCAUCAGCCAAGGCGAAACCGAUCCUGCAAUAACUUCGCUUCCUUUCGAUAGCAUGGCAAGAGCUGAAGAUACAGAAGUAGAAGUUGUUCCAGCUUUUGUUGUUCUAGACUUUCUGGUGGGUGGAAUGGCCUUUGGGCGACUAAGAUUGCGCAUGCGUAGGCUGGUAGAGCAAGAUACUAUGCAAAUCAUCAGUGAUGAGGUGCUACGGAGCCUACCACUUGCAACUCCCGGGUUAUACUGCGCCAUAUUCCAUAUUCGCUGGGAUCUUUAUGAUUUCCUCGAGAACGAACUUGACGGGUUGGUAGAUAUCAGUCAGGUUCUACUUCUGACUGGGGGAGGCUUGAAUGCUUAUGCUUCGCGCUGCGCUGAUUAUCUCAAAUGGCUGUGGGAAGACUCGAAGUAUGACAUUUGUAGCCACAUUCAAGACUAUCUUGAAGAAAAUACUUAUGAACAUCCUGACGCAACACUCAUGAUCGACCAACAUAAGGAAGGUCAACCCGGCAUUACAGUGACGGUCGUUGGUGCAAGAGAAACCAUAACUGCAGUUGCACAGCAGCUUUCAUGGCUUACCGCCGCCUUUCGCUCUUCUCCUAGCGGCCCAGCCUUGUCAGACGUUGACUUCAUUGCCACCGAGGGCAUGCAAUUCUUCAUCCAGCCGGGAGCUAUUACAAAUAUUUCGAAAACAAAUACCGGGAAUGACACUUGCUGGUAUAGACUUGUUGAAAAUGCCGUUAUUGCCCAUGGAUUUCCCAUUCCGCUUAGAUCUGACCAAGUUGGACUCGAACUACCUUUUACCGUGUUGCUAAAGCUCAGCCGGGCGUCGUCUUUCCUAGUUGCAAAUCAACGUCUUGCAUUCUAUGGAUUUUCGACUUUUCUAUUCCCAACGAAACAAUGUUCCGAUCCUGAUGACACCCAUGGGCAAUCCAGGAAGUCGAUUCAAUGGCACUUUGAGACGAGCGAUGAACACUGCCAAUAUCUCGACUGCGCUAAUUAUCUCGGUGCGUCGAGAUCUACAUGGUCUAACACCAUAGAUCAGCGCAAUCUCGUAACAGCUCGGCACUUUGUAGGAUUCUGCAGAGUUGCGGAAAUACGCUUAGCCACGUCCAACUCCAACUUUACAGCACUCCAGGAAUCACCCCUCCCCGAAGCCUCUACUGCGGUAGGAGCAAGGAUAGAGAAUGUGACACUGGGCACCGGUGGUCUGGGUUUUGCCACUGCUGAGUUUGAGAGUAGUAUCAAAUAUGCCCACAGCAUAAUUAGUCCAGUAGGCCCAGAUGAGUAUAUGGGUACCUUGGACACAAUAAAGAGAAUGUCUAUGAUUCUGUGGGAUAGUGGGGAUCAAUGUGGAUGGUUAGUGCCAGCGCAAGCGCUCUUACUUCACAUGGCUCAUGUGUGGGUUCAAGCGCAUGGGAUAGCAGACACUAUCCGGUUCGCAAAAGAAGACAACUCGUACCUUGAUGACGUUGAUGACAUUCUCAGAAGAGAUCGGAAAAGGGUUCUUCGGGCUGAGGGCAGAGACGAUGACACCGAUUUCGAGCUAAGACACUUGAUCAUGCGAUUGUGGAAUGAUAUCAGGGGUUGCAUGUUGGCGCAACAGAGCGCGAUCCGGGAUGAUCAAGGUGUAAUUGGGUAUCAAUCUAGUGCGAUAUCAGGAUGGGAACUGCACGACUUCAUCACCCGGCCUCCACUCGAGUUCUCCAUGAAGCAAGACAAGCGCGGUCCUUCUGACGACAGUUGGAAGGCUCUAGCGGCGGAGAAGAACAUACCUGUUUUGUUCUGUCAAGGUGCAGGCGACAUCAUCAGAACAGCAGCUUCACACAAUCUAUGCACUAAUUGCAGAUUACCGGUGAGGCAAGAAUGCCAUCUGGUGGCUAGCCUCGCAUGCUUGGGAUACAUGGCGCAAAGGUACGGGGGGUUCCGGACAUGGACGAAACUGACGACAGAGUGGGGGUGGCACCCUACCAAUGAAGUGACCUUGUUUCGAGAACAAUGUCAAGAUCCUGUGGGAAGCACUUGUUGCGAUCGACUGCAGAGGCUGAUUUUUGUUAAAGAUGGGCAGCAGGGUACAAACCUUGCUCUUCCUGCCACUGGUGCUGUUGUCUUUAGUAAACGGGCUUCGGAGGCAACAGGUUUGUCUGUUACUGCGGUAGGGCAGCUACUAUCUGGCCCAGCUCUCGCUACUACACCCACUAUUGCUUUGGGUAAAAGGGGGAAGUUAAAGAAAUGGUGGAGUGAAAUGGGAAACAAAAAGUAG
Fusarium venenatum is the source of this 4356-nucleotide messenger RNA. Lineage: Eukaryota; Fungi; Ascomycota; Sordariomycetes; Hypocreales; Nectriaceae. The record is from RefSeq and is a predicted model, not a curated record.